UAAUAAAUAAAAAUAGGCAAAUUUCUGAAGAUGGCCGAAUUUAUAAACAACAACAGAAAUAAUUUCACUAUCACAUUGUUUUGAAUUAAUCCAAAUAGGCUUUGUGUUUAAAAGGAACUUAAUGCCAUACCAUCCUUAAAAUGGUUCCUUUUAAGAAUAUAAUCGUCAUUAUUGAUUUUAGUUAAUUCUAAAGCUGAAAACGGAAAAAGAUGGCUAUGAAAAAUCUGGAAGGAGAGGAGUUGGUUCAGAAUCUCCGUCAGCUUGUGAUCAGCUGUGAACCACACAUCCGGGAGGCAGGCUCAAUUGAAAAUGUUGAAGAAACACUACACCAUCUGGAGGAAAACGAUGAUAAAUUUCACAGGUAUGAGUUUGUGAGACAAUUGAAGAGGAAGAUCGAGGAGAUUCUCGGUCCCCAGAUCGAUGAAGAGAUUGAAAAACAUGGCGGCCACAUUGACAAUGGUCAUGAAACACUUGUCAGCAAAAUCACUGACAGAAUCAUCAAGUCAAAACCUUAUAAUGAUUUGUCAAAGAAGUUGAAGGGCAAUGUUCAGGAGGCAGUGACGGAGCUUGUUCGUAAUUUUGAUGCGGAGUUUGGCACAGGAAAACACACUGGUGAUAACUUUCUGCACAGGGAUAGACACAUUCAUCCCUACCACGGCAGUGAUGAUGAAGACACCAUUGACAGCUCAUACAACCACGGAAGCCUGAUGUUCAUGAAACCGGACUAUCUUCAGCAGGUAGCCGAUAAAAUCAGCAAGAGCAAUAAUGUCAGUACUCGUAGAGAUGCCCUCCAGAACUUGAACACCGUGCGUGUGGACGAUGUUGUUACCAGCGAUGUGGUCCAUGUCGUCAAGAAGCAUGUCCUUGAUGCUCUCAGUGACACUGAUGAGCAAAUUAUGAAUCUGGGUCUGAAAUUUGUGACACGGGCCUUCUCCAGCACCUCACCUCAUACCAAAGAUAUCUAUACUCUGUUAAUUGAUCACCUGAUCACCCAGUGUAAGGGCAGAAAGAGCAGCCUACCAAAGGUGAAGAACGGCAUGGAUCUCUCACGGCCAGAAAUCAAGAGUCUUCUAAAGGCUUUCCGACUGAUGAAUGAGUUUCAGCUGGAGACAACCAACUACUGGAUAAGAUACCCGGAACAUUACCUGGAGGAGGUGUUGAGGAGCACGCUGAGCCUGCUGUCUAUUCACCACACGGGCACAGCGGGCAUGUUCCAGGUCCUCUCUCCCAUACACUUCAUGGCUCUCCUCGACACACGGGCACAGUGGUUCAUCAAGUGGAUGCAUGGACACUUUAGCAGAAGUUUUCUCCUGGAGCAGCUGACUGACUACAAACCUUUUGUUGAGGAUGCAGUAAGACACUGUCUGGAGUUCUCCGCAGCCAGGAAAGUUCCCUUUGACUUGAUGAGUGAAAUCUCAGACAAGGUCUCUAAGACAUCUUAUGCUGAGAGCCGUCGCUCCUACUACACCGGUGCAGAGCUUGAGUAUGCCUACUUUAUCCAUUCCGUAUGUGUCAUAGGCAAAUUGCUGUGCUUUAAAAAUGGCAGGAAAUUCUUCCCCAUCAAACUGAAGGACUCUACAGAAGAUGUGUCCAUAAAGAAACUGAUGGUUGCCAUGGUGUUAGUGGUGGUCGAUCCUGGACCAGUCUUCCACCAGCAAAGGUCAAGCUCAGCCGAGAUAUACGACCCUGCCCGGCUGGUGGCGGAUGUGCUGAAGGGUUUGUGCAGCUCGGAGCAGGCUAGUGAGAUCUGUCUUUUCAAGGACGAAAUCACCAGCACCCUCCUCUCUCCCAUCUCACACUACCUCGACGUCGCUUACUGGGAAGAGAGUGGGUUUGAAGAUGAAGAGCACCAGGCCCCAGAUGAGAAGACACUGCUACACGUGGCUGACAUCCUCUCUAUGAUUGCGUCCAGUACGAAGGGACGAAGACACCUCAUGUAUGGGGAGAAAAAGGACAUCUUCUCCAGAACCAAGUCAUCAGCAGCCCACAUCAUAGCAGAGUUUACCAAGAAGGCGUUGCUGCGUGAACUGCCGCGGGAGGCGGGCCAGGCCCCCACACAUGCUGUGAUUGGGGCGUACUUAUACAUCUGUAGACAGAUAUACAACACCUGUGAGGGACUACUUGUCCUCUAUCAGUAUGAACUACAUAAAGUUGUUGCUGAAACCUGGAGAGAUGCAUCUCGUGAUCUGGAGGCAGCAAACACACCGACGCCAGGGGACGAUGACAGCUCCAGCGACAACUCAAGUAUCACCAUCAGGGAGAACUAUGAUGUUGCUGCAUGGGAGGACACAUUGCGGGACAAUCUGCUGAACUUUGCCAGCACAGCCAAGGGCAUUCUCCUUCUCCAGCAGACUGGGGCCCUCAAUGAGUGUAUGGUCUACAUGCACACAAGAUACGAGAAAAAACUGCAGGUGAGCAAGUGUGAGAAGUUUGGUUACGGCUACAUGGUGACCCAAGUUGCCACUACAGCCCCAGGAAUGGCAGCGCUGCAGAAAACUGGAUACAUGAAGGCCUUGAUUACGGAGCUAUGGGCGGUCCUGGAGUGCGGGCCCAACGACAUCACACUGUUUACUCCCACACACUGGCCUGUGGACCCGAUAGACAAGACAGUACAUAAGCACCUGAUCCGGAUUCUGAAUGUUCUGUCUUCGUUCCCUGCAGUGUAUGAGCUGCUGGCAGACACCAGACUGCCCACCAAGCAGGCGUACGGCUUCCGGGAAAUUCCUGAUACUAUGGCAGGUUUGAUGGACCGUGUGAUUUUGAUGGACAGCCCAGCCAAGAGCCACUCCCUCUUCAACGUUGAACAGUCCCAUGGGUUUGGUCUCAGGGUAUUGAGUGUGCUGGUAUCGUGCCUGGACUCCUUUCUGCUGCUGCAAUCCCAGUACCAGAUACAGGAGAAGCUGCUGGCAGCCCAGACAGACAACCAGGCAGCUAACAAGAACCACAAGGAGAUUAUCGUGGACAUGUUAUCGGUGGAGCGGAACAACAUUCUGGUGCGCUCGUAUCUGAUUGGUGGACCAUCAGAGAGGGUGUUGCCCAACAGACAUAUCGAUGAUUCAGGAACUCCAUACAGUUUUCCGCUGUUUUCGUCAUUCCCGAUUCCCCGCGAGUACAGUCCCAACCUUGGAGGGAGGUCAGCCAUGAAACAAGGGUUCAUUUACCCCACCCACUUUCAGGCUCCGCCUGGCAAGAAAGACAAUGAGUUGACUGAGUUCCUGGAUGCACGGAAGAGCGAGAAGGGUCGUGCAUGGCUGGACAAGUGCCAAACUCUGCUGACAAAGUUCCUUACAAGUCGUGGAGACCAGGUGAAAGGUGCAGUGAUUCAGAAGAUUCUGGAGCAGAGUGUCAACAAGAUGUCCACCAUUCCUGAGGAGUCUGUGUUUCCACUCAUGCAGUUUGGAGGUAGUGACAGUGCUGUGAAGGCAGUGAGCCUCUCCCCUCUGCAGAUGCUCGGAAUCAAGAUGGCCAUCAGGUAUGGUAUCCAUCUCAAGGCUGUGCACACGUCGUCUGAUGCGACUGACUCCUUGACAUACCUUAUACGUCAGGUGAAAUACUACCUGGAACAGCAGCAGAAAACUCCAGACUCACAACUCAAGUAUAUGAAAAAUGGGUACCGUGGCUUUGACUGGUUUGCAGCAACCGUGUUCCUCAUAUUUAACGGGAACCAUGACAAGGCCUGGGACUUCCUGCAGGGUUUCUCCACACUUGGCGCGUCUGGCUACCUCUGGAUUCCCAGACUUCAUGCUUCAGUUCACCUCCCCUCUGCACUGAGUGCAAGUGGGAUCCACCCACUGUUCUCCAGCACGGGACACAACAUAGAGUUCAUCCUCCAGAUAGAGCUGCCCCUCGUCUCCUCAGCCUUCAAGAUGUCUGGAUUCACACCUGCACAGAUCUGCCAGCACUGGAUAACACAGUGUUUCUGGAACUACCUUGACUGGCUGGACAUUUGCCACUAUGUGAUCACGUGUCUCAUCCACGGGGUUGACUACCAGGUGUAUAUCUGCGUGGCCAUCCUCCGACACCUCCAGCGGGACAUCAUGUCAAACAUGCAGACUCAGAACCUCUUACUCUUUUUAAAGGAGGAGCCAAUCAAUAACUUCAAGAUCUCACAGAACCUCAAGUAUAUGCAGGACCUGGAGAAAAAAUACCGCAAGAUUGUCCUGCCUGACAUGCUUAACAUUACACGGCCUUGAGCAGUGGGGCAGGAG
This is a messenger RNA of Mya arenaria, 4208 nucleotides long. RefSeq names its product protein broad-minded-like. The transcript has 36 exons. Gene Ontology annotation, biological process: non-motile cilium assembly. Bases 210 to 4193 code for a protein of 1327 amino acids. The record is from RefSeq and is a predicted model, not a curated record. NCBI's taxonomy places the organism in Eukaryota, Metazoa, Mollusca, Bivalvia, Myida, Myidae.